GGCAGCUCCUCGGCCCGGAGCGGCGGACUUUCUGGAAAGGGGGCUUGCUUGGGUCUGGGCUGGCUUCAACCUCGGUGACUGCUCCCGACUUCUGGCCCCUCGGAGAGGGGCGAGGGAGGAGCCCAGGGUUCCCGGCCCUGGGUUCCCGUGGUUCGAAUCUGGUCUGCUCAUUCCUCCGAAUCCCGUGGCCCGUCACUCGCUCUUAGUUGCAGAGCUUGUGGGAGAGAAGCAGCAAGAAUCCAGCCGCGAGCGACGGAGAACCGGAGCCCGAGCGCAAGAGGAAGCGCUCCCCCUCCGCAGGGUCUCACGUCCCGCUUGGCUCAUCUUGCAGAUUGGUGGGAAGAGGGGGGCACGAGGUGGAGUUAAGAGACCGGCUGGGACGGAGCCGGCGAGGAAAUCAACGGGACCGGAGAGCGCGGCGUGCAAAAUCUACGUGACAGGAGGACUUUUAUUUCUUCCCACGUGAUACCACUUUAGCGUGCAAAAAUUGGAAUAUGCUCGCAAAAUAGGUCCCUGUGUCAAGGGCCGGAGCCUCUCAGCCGGCCCCCGUCAGUGGACUGCAGCGUGGGAAAAGUUGCCACGACGUAUUUGCGGGGACUCAGGCACCCCCGGGCUCGCUGGCUAGCGGGAAAAAACCUCGCGAGAAGGCGCGCGAGUCCGUCCGGGACUGAGGUCCUGCCCCGGGGCCGGAAGCGCGCGGCUCCUCCCGGAAGUAGUGCUUCCUCGGCUGCAUGUGGCCCGCACGAUGGCGGCUCACCGCUCCGGCCCGCUGAAGCAGCAGAAUAAAGCUCAUAAAGGCGGGCGGCACAGCGGUGGUGGGUCCGCACACGUGGGCAGCAAGGGCCGUGUAGGACCGAAAGUCUUGUGCAAGAAGGCGAAGAAGCAGCUCAGCCGAGUAGACCAGAGGCAUCGUGCCAACCAGCUGCGAAAGCAGAAACGGGAGGCGGUUCUGGCAGAGAAAAGGCAGCUGGGCAGCAAGGAUGGGCCUCCUCAUCAGGUGCUCGUGGUGCCUCUGCACGACAGGAUUUCCCUCCCAGAGGCAUUUACACUACUUCAGAAUGAAGUCUUGGGAACAGUGUACGUGAAUGAAUUCGGAAGCACCCAAGGCUUUAUGCUUCUAAGCCAAGUAGUGAGGCGUCGCUGGUUUUUCACAUAUGCAAGACCAGGGGAUCUGCAUACUGUCUUAGACAUGGCGAAAGUUGCUGAUACCAUCCUGUUCCUCCUGGAUCCACUAGAGGGCUGGGACAGCACUGGGGAUUACUGUCUGUCUUGCCUCUUUGCUCAGGGCCUUCCCACCUACACGCUUGCUGUCCAGGGGUUUUCUGGCCUCCCACUAAAGAAACACAUAGAUGCCAAGAAGAAGCUAAGUAAAAUAGUGCUGAAACGCUUUUCCGAGGAUGAAGUCCUGUUGCUGGACACGCCACAGCAGGCAGCUAUGCUCCUUAGACAGUUGGCGAACCAGAAGCAGCGGCAUCUUGCUUUUCGAGAUCGGCGAGCUUACUUGUUUGCCCAUGUUGCUGACUUUGUGCCUAGUGAGGAGAGCAACUUAGUGGGCACCUUGAAAAUCUCAGGCUAUGUUCGCGGAAGGACUCUGAAUGUAAAUAGUUUGCUACAUAUUGUUGGACAUGGUGAUUUCCAAAUGAAUCAGAUAGAUGCCCCUGUGGACCCCUUCCCUUUAAAUCCUAAAGUGAUUCAGUCCCAGAAGAAACCGAACAUGGCAAUGGAGAUUUGUACUACAGAUGCUGUAGCUGACAUGGAAGAAGACCUUAAGGUUCUGAUGAAAGCAGACCCUGAUCAACAGGAAACUUUACAAACAGAGGUUUUUCCAGAUCCAAUGGAAGGGGAGCAAACCUGGCCUACUGAGGAGGAACUGGAUGAGGCAAAUGACUUACUGAAGCAACGUUCCAGGGUGGUAAAGAAGGUCCCUAAAGGAACGUCCAGUUACCAGGCUGAAUGGAUUUUGGACGAAGGUGAUGAGAGUGGUGAGGAAGGCGAUGAGUAUGAUGAUCUGCAACAUGAAGGUUUUAUGGAAGAGGAGUCUCAGGAUGAGAGUGGUGAGGAGGAAGAGGAGGAAUGUGAAACUAUGACUCUAGGGGAGUCUGUGCGUGAUGAUCUCUAUGACGAGAAAGUAGAUGAAGAGGCUGAGGAGAGAAUGUUGGAGAAAUAUAAACAAGAAAGAUUGGAAGAGAUGUUUCCAGAUGAAAUUGAUACUCCCCGUGAUGUGGCUGCUAGAAUUCGAUUUCAGAAAUAUAGAGGCCUCAAGAGCUUCAGGACAUCUCCUUGGGACCCUAAGGAAAACCUUCCUCGAGAUUAUGCUCGGAUCUUUCAGUUUCAGAAUUUUAUUAAUACUAGAAAAAGAAUCUUUAAACAGAUUGAGGAAAAAGAAGCCGAAGGAGCUGAGGUUGGCUGGUAUGUCACACUCCAUGUCUCUGAUGUCCCUGUCUCAGUGGUUAAGUAUUUCAGGCAAGGAGCGCCCUUGAUUGCAUUUUCUUUACUACCGUAUGAACAGAAGAUGUCAGUAUUGAACAUGGUGGUGAGUCGGAACCCUGGCAACACAGAACCCGUGAAGGCCAAGGAAGAAUUGAUUUUCCAUUGUGGAUUCAGGCGCUUCCGAGCCUCACCUUUAUUCUCUCAGCACACAGCAGCUGAUAAACAUAAAUUUCAGAGAUUCUUGACUGCUGAUGCGGCCCUAGUGGUGACAGUGUUUGCGCCAAUCACUUUUCCUCCUGCAUCUGUGCUACUUUUCAAGCAGAGAAGCAAUGGAAUGCACAGCCUCAUUGCUACAGGUCAUCUGUUAUCAGUGGAUCCAGACAGGAUGGUCAUCAAGAGAGUUGUUCUGAGUGGCCAUCCUUUCAAAAUUUUUACUAAGAUGGCAGUAGUUCGCUACAUGUUCUUCAACAGAGAGGACGUGAUGUGGUUUAAGCCUGUGGAACUGAGAACCAAGUGGGGCCGCAGGGGACACAUCAAGGAGCCUCUAGGUACCCAUGGCCAUAUGAAGUGCAGUUUUGAUGGGAAGCUAAAAUCUCAGGAUACAGUAUUAAUGAACCUCUAUAAGCGAGUUUUCCCCAAAUGGACUUAUGAUCCAUAUGUACCAGAACCAGUACCAUGGGUGAAAAGUGAGAUCUCCUCAACAGCCUCUGAAGUGGACAUGGAGUAAUGGAGUCAGUGUGAUUCUGUCUCUACUGCGGUCAGGACUGUGGGUGGGAGUCUGGCUUGUGACUAGGCAGUUUGUGCUUUUCUGUGUCAGCUGCUCAUGUCUCCACUGAGUGGGGUUUACACUGUUUCUUGGUCUCCAAAUUCUAACUCUUACUGAAAUACUCCAUUAGGAUUUUGAAAACAAUUAUAAAAAGCAAAGACGGAAAACAAUUUUCAUCUAGAGACAACCUCUCCCUCAUGAAUUUAAACAGAAAUAGUCUGGAAAGGAGCUGGCCUUUCAGCCUGCUUCACCCAGCUUAGGGAGGUUAAGUCUACAUUCCCACCACUGAGUACAAUACAGAUGUUCUUCACUUCUGGAGAGACUGUCUGGAAAUGCUGCGACAGCACUGCGGCCAGUCCGACGCCAGCGGUGGGUUCAAUGAGCAGUUUCAUCCUCUCCCACACCAGUUGGGUUGCAUACUGUUGGUACAGAGAGGAGGAAGGAUGAUUGGAACAAAUAGCGCUGGACACCAAAUGAAAUAGAUGUUUGGGUUUGUUGCGAUGAGUAUGUGCUUGCUAAUAAAGUAUGCAUAUAGAACUUGGGGGCCUAGCUCUGCUACUGUCCGGGUGCCCAUGUGCCACCGGUCACCUGGUUGAUUAUCUGUUCAUAAUAGUUUCUUUUGCCUACGAAGUUAGACUUGCUGUUUUUCUCCUCCCAGUCUUACCUUGAUUUCGUCCUCUGUGACAGUGAAGACAUCGUCUACAAGGUCUCUGAUAAUAGGCCAGGUGUUUAAGCCAAUGCUCGACUUGACACCAUCUGCUAUGGUCUCUGGAGGAUGAGGAUUGGGAGUCAGCUCCCCUUUCAGUUUGGACUGGUAGCAGUCAUCUGCAUUCAAGGGUUCGGCAGCAUAUACCUUCACAUUGGGUUUCAGGGCCUGUGAAGAGGAACAGAGGCUGUAUACCGACUGGCAGCCUUUGCCUGCAGACCUAAAGGAGGCAUAAUGUACAACACAUGUUUUUUGUGUUACAGAAGGGUCUUUCCUUAUAUAUGGAAAUGGAAAUCGGACCUUGAAGCAUUUUAAUAAAAGUAUCUGAUAAGUGA
This is a messenger RNA of Peromyscus maniculatus bairdii (prairie deer mouse), 4237 nucleotides long. RefSeq names its product TSR1 ribosome maturation factor (gene Tsr1). Gene Ontology annotation, biological process: endonucleolytic cleavage of tricistronic rRNA transcript (SSU-rRNA, 5.8S rRNA, LSU-rRNA); ribosome biogenesis; maturation of SSU-rRNA from tricistronic rRNA transcript (SSU-rRNA, 5.8S rRNA, LSU-rRNA). The record is from RefSeq and is a predicted model, not a curated record. NCBI's taxonomy places the organism in Eukaryota, Metazoa, Chordata, Mammalia, Rodentia, Cricetidae. Gene Ontology annotation, cellular component: preribosome, small subunit precursor; nucleus. Gene Ontology annotation, molecular function: GTP binding; U3 snoRNA binding; GTPase activity.